This is a messenger RNA of Cuscuta campestris, 4855 nucleotides long. NCBI's taxonomy places the organism in Eukaryota, Viridiplantae, Streptophyta, Magnoliopsida, Solanales, Convolvulaceae. The record is from the annotation of a GenBank genome assembly.
UCUCAAUCGGAAGGAAGCUAAUAACUGCAGGCGUCCGUGGCAGCGUCAUCUGCGAACUUUCUCCGUUCAGCUUCAUCCCUUUCCAAGCGGCGUUCUCGUGCGGUUAGCUGACGAAAUCUCCGCUCUGCUGUUUGUUCCUUCUUCGUCGAGGUUCACUGCUGGCGAGACUUCCAACGACAAUUCCUGCUCCGUGGAGAAUUUUGGCUUCUUCAGUCAACGAUCUCCCGGUUCAGCGUCCGGAAACAAAAUCGAAAUCUAGCUCCUUCGAAAUGUCUGACAUAUCAUCCUUGAAUUCUUAACUGGGCAACCGUUUCUUCAGGAACCAAGUAGUUUGGGCUGACAGAAUCUUUGGUAGACAGGUUUGUCAGAAGGCAUGCCUUCUCUUCAGCUUUUGCAGUUGACUGAACAUGGCCGAAGCCUUUUGGCUUCAAGGAGAAAACAUAUCUUGCUUGCAACUGGUAUUAUUGUUGCUGGUGGAUCAGCUGCUGCAUACAUGCGGUCACUGAGGAGCCAUAAGAUGUACAACCCUGUAGAUCAGUAUAAUGGCACAGUUGGUGAUAUAGAAGAGUUAAAUGCAUCUACUGGAAUGAGAGAUAGUGUUUUAAAGAAAAACAAGACAAAAAAGGGAGGAUUGCGGUCCUUAAAGGUUUUAGUGGCAAUUCUUUUAUCUCGAAUGGGCAACUUGGGAACCAGGGACCUUUUAGCUUUGAUUGUCACAGUGGUACUCCGAACUGCUGUGAGCAAUAGAUUAGCAAAAGUACAAGGCCUUCUUUUUCGUGCUGCAUUCCUUCGACGCGUGCCAUUGUUCGCCCGCCUCAUUUUUGAAAACAUUUUAUUGUGUUUCCUCCAGUCAGCGUUGCAUUCUACUUCAAAGUACAUAACAGGAACCUUAAGUUUGCGGUUUAGGAAAAUAUUAACACGGCUUAUUCAUGCACAGUAUUUCCAGGAUAUGGUAUACUACAAACUAUCUCAUGUAGAUGGCCGCAUAACGAACCCCGAACAAAGAAUUGCGAGUGAUGUACCAAAAUUCUGCUCAGAAUUGAGUGACCUUAUACAGGAGGAUCUGGUUGCUGUUACUGAUGGAUUACUGUACACUUGGCGUUUGUGUUCUUAUGCAAGCCCAAAGUACUUGUUCUGGAUAUUGGCCUACGUUUUUGGGGCUGGGGUUGCAAUAAAAAAUCUCUCCCCUGCAUUCGGGAAACUAAUGUCAAAAGAACAGCAACUAGAGGGAGAGUAUAGGCAGCUUCAUUCACGAUUAAGGACACAUGCAGAAAGCAUUGCAUUUUAUGGUGGGGAAAGAAGGGAAGAUUAUCACAUUCAACAGAAAUUUAAGACUCUUAUUCGGCAUUUGAGGGUUGUUCUUCAUGACCAUUGGUGGUUUGGCAUGAUUCAGGAUUUUUUGCACAAGUAUCUUGGUGCUACUGUUGCUGUUGUCCUAAUUAUUGAACCCUUUUUUUCGGGACACCUCAGACCAGAUGCAUCCACAUUAGGAAGAGCAGAGAUGUUGAGUAAUCUGAGAUAUCACACCAGUGUAAUAAUAUCUUUAUUCCAGGCUCUUGGAACACUUGCAAUUAGCACAAGACGACUUAAUCGUCUAAGUGGCUAUGCAGACCGUAUUCAUGAGCUCAUGGUAAUAUCACGAGAACUUGGUGCCCAUGAUGCAUCUAUAAUGCAAAUGGAUGGGGAUAGGAAUUAUGUUAGUGAAGCAAACUACAUCGAGUUUGAUGACGUUAAGGUCGUUACACCAACCGGAAACGUAUUAGUGGAGGAUUUGAGCUUACGUGUUGAAACAGGUUCCAACCUUUUAAUAACAGGUCCAAAUGGUAGUGGAAAAAGCUCACUGUUCCGAGUUCUGGGAGGCCUUUGGCCUCUUGUUUCUGGCCAUAUUGCAAAACCUGGAAUUGGUUCUGACCUUAAUAAGGAGAUAUUCUAUGUUCCUCAACGUCCAUAUACAGCUAUUGGGACUCUACGUGAUCAGAUAAUAUAUCCUCUUACUUCCGACCAGGAGGUUGAGACUCUCACACAUAACGGAAUGGUUGAACUGCUUAAAAAUGUUGAUCUUGAGUAUCUAUUAGACCGUUACCCCCCUGAAAAGGAGGUAAAUUGGGGCGAUGAGCUAUCUCUAGGUGAGCAACAGAGAUUGGGAAUGGCCAGGCUUUUCUACCAUAAACCCAAAUUUGCAAUUCUCGAUGAAUGUACCAGUGCUGUGACAACAGAUAUGGAAGAGCGCUUUUGUUCUAAAGUAAGAGCGAUGGGGACAUCUUGUAUAACUAUUUCUCAUCGUCCUGCUUUGGUAGCAUUUCAUGAUCUGGUCUUGUCCUUGGACGGUGAAGGAGGCUGGAGUGUACAUCACAAGAGGGCAGAUUGCACUGCUGAUACUGAGCAUGAGUUCAAUAAUAAGAGGCAUUCGGAGUUAGGUAAAUUUAAGAUUUCUGAUGCCGAGCGCCAAAGUGAUGCAAUUACGGUUCAACGUGCAUUUGCAAACACAAAAAAGGAUACAACAUUUUCAAAUACCCAAUCCGAAUCAAUUUUUUCAAGGUUGUUAGCUACAUCUCCUUCAGCAGAUGUUGAUUCCAAGUUUCCUAUCUUUCCCCAGCUUAAGAGCGUUCCGAGGGUAUUGCCUGUGAGAGUUGCUGCCAUGUUUAAGAUACUGGUCCCAACAAUGUUGGAUAAACAAGGUGCACAACUCCUAACAGUUGCUUUACUUGUGCUGUCUAGAACUUGGAUUUCUGACCGCAUUGCCUCUUUAAAUGGUACAACUGUGAAGUAUGUUCUGGAGCAAGAUAAGGUUGCAUUUAUUCGAUUAAUUGGUGUUAGUGUCCUUCAAAGCGCGGCUUCUUCUUUUGUUGCACCAUCAUUGAGAAAUCUGACAUCUAUGCUGGCUCUUGGAUGGAGGAUUCGUCUGACCAAACACUUGCUGAAGAACUAUUUAAGAAAGAAUGCUUAUUACAAGGUAUUACAUAUGUCAAGAAUCAACAUGGAUGCAGAUCAGAGGUUGACUCAAGAUCUUGACAAGCUAACCACUGACUUGUCAAGUCUGGUUACCGGAAUGGUGAAGCCAACCGUUGAUAUCCUAUGGUUCACAUGGAGAAUGAAGCUUUUAACUGGACGACGGGGAGUUUCUAUAUUAUAUGCUUAUAUGCUAUUAGGUUUAGGCUUCCUAAGGUGUGUAACUCCGGAGUUCGGUGACCUACUAAGUCACGAACAACAGCUAGAAGGAACUUUUAGGUUCAUGCACGAGAGGUUACGGACACAUGCUGAAUCCGUUGCUUUCUUUGGAGGUGGUGCUCGAGAAAAGGAGAUGGUCGAAUCAAGGUUUAAGGAACUUCUUCAUCACUCUGCGCUGCUUUUAAAAAAGAAAUGGCUUUUUGGCAUAAUAGACGAGUUUAUCACAAAGCAACUUCCUCACAAUGUUACAUGGGGAUUGAGUCUUUUGUAUGCUGUUGAGCAUAAGGGUGACCGCGCUUUGACUUCAACUCAAGGUGAGUUGGCACAUGCACUAAGGUUCCUAGCUUCGGUUGUAUCUCAAAGUUUUUUAGCUUUUGGUGACAUACUUGAACUGCAUAGAAAGUUUGUUGAACUUUCUGGUGGUAUCAACCGAAUUUUUGAGCUGGAAGAGCUUCUAGAUGCUGCUCAAAAUGAUGAAGCCACUUAUGUUCCUCUGUCUUCGUCUUCUGAGAACAUUAUUUCUUUCUCGGAAAUGGAUAUCAUUACACCAUCACAAAAACUCUUAGCAAGGAAAUUAGUAUGUGAUGUAAUACCUGGGAAAAGCCUUCUCGUGACUGGCCCUAAUGGGAGUGGAAAGAGCUCCAUCUUCAGAGUCCUUCGUGGUUUAUGGCCGGUGGUUAGUGGAAGCCUUGUUAGACCAGGCCCACAACUUAAGUCAGGAUUUGGUUGUGGUGUUUUUUAUGUCCCUCAGCGACCAUACACAUGUUUGGGAACCCUAAGGGAUCAGAUUAUAUAUCCUCUGUCAGUCGAAGAAGCAAAGAGAAGAGCAUUAGCCUUGUUGACGACAGAAGAUAAAGAAUUGUCCACCGGAUCCCAUGACAUUCUUGAUUCUCAUUUGAAGACUAUUCUAGAGAGUGUGAAGUUAAUCUAUCUUUUGGAAAGGGAAGGGGGCUGGGAUACAGUUCCGAACUGGGAAGACAUUUUAUCCCUUGGAGAACAACAGCGAUUGGGAAUGGCACGCUUAUUCUUUCACAAGCCACAAUUUGGAAUACUCGAUGAAUGCACCAAUGCCACAAGCGUAGAUGUAGAGGAGCACCUUUAUAGACUUGCAAAGGACAGUGGCAUCACAGUUGUUACAUCUUCACAGCGCCCCGCUUUGAUACCCUUCCAUUCUUCAGAGUUGCGAUUGAUUGAUGGAGAGGGCAAGUGGGAACUCCGUUCUAUCGAGCAGUGAGUUGUGUGUCCCUCACAUAUAUACUCCUCUGUUCACUCUUAGCGUUCACUCAUUGUUAAAGUAAUCAAAACCGCAAAAUGGACAGUUAUAUGUGAAUGGAGGGAGUGUAUAUGUAUAGGUGAGUAUGUGGCAAAUGUCUACAAUAAACAUGAGCAUGGGAAUAAGUUCACAAUCUACACAGGACAAACGUUGUUAGGGGAUAUAGAAAAGGUGUUUGGUUUUAUUUAUUGUAACAUAGUAAAAAUUAUGUACAGUUGCCAUAUUAACUUAUGGUCCAAAAUGUUUGUCAUUUUUUCGUUGUAAAGGGAUUUCGGUGCUUUUUAUGAGCCGCCGUUAAUAAAAUUAUGAGAGAAAUUUGGGACAGUUGGAUGCGAACACAAUUGAUGAUUGGGUUGUCUAGUACUCCCGUCUCAAAAUAAUGUAUUUUUUUAGUAAUGAAUAUGUUGCUCUUGA